AUGAUAAAGCAGAAAAUACGUUCUCUCUCUCUUUCGUCCUGGUAUGACAGUAUUCUCGCUCGAGAUGAUCUGUUCUUUCUUUCUUUCUUUCUUUCUUUCUUUCUUUCUUUUCACUUUCGUCCUUCGUUUAAGGGCUUGAUGCCGGUUGAAACUGCUUUCUUUCUCUUCGAUAUAUCGGCGUUUCGCGUACGUCGUCAAGCGGGUCCAUCUAUCCAACUCGGAGACCAAUUCUCCUCGCACUUUUUGCGAACACAUCUGAUCAGUCUUUUCUCUCUGAACAUUCAUAUAUGUAUCUUUCUUUCUCACGCCUUCUUUUACCCUCUUUUUCUCUUUCUGUCUCUCUUCCUCUCACAACGCGCACCCGACCGCUUAAUCUAUCUAUCUAUCUAUCUAUCUAUCUAUCUAUCUAUCUAUCUAUCUAUCUUAGUCUCUUCAUUUCUAUCUAUCUAUCUAUCUAUGUCAGUAUCUACAUUUCUUUCUUUCUAUGUCAGUAUCUACAUUUUCUAUCUAUCUAUCUAUCUAUCUAUCUAUCUAUCUAUCUAUCUAUCUAUCUAUCUAUGUCAGUAUCUACAUUUCUUUCUAUCUAUCUAUCUAUCUAUCUAUCUAUCUAUCUAUCUAUCUAUCUUAGUCUCUUCAUUUCUAUCUAUCUAUCUAUCUAUGUCAGUAUCUACAUUUCUUUCUUUCUAUCUAUGUCAGUAUCUACAUUUUCUAUCUAUCUAUCUAUCUAUCUAUGUCAAAAGUAAAUGCGUACAUGUUUACGUAAACCAAAACAAAUCAUGUCACAUGCGUAUACAAUCGCCAAAAUACAAACGAACAACAUUCUCUCUCUCUCUCUCUCUCUCUCUCUCUCUCUCUCUCUCUAUCUUUCUUUCUCUCUUUCUCACUUCUAUCCGCUUCCCCCAUUAUUUCUCCUCGUCUUUCAUUGUCACUUUCUCUUUCAUUUAA
This is a messenger RNA of Acanthosepion pharaonis, 945 nucleotides long. The record is from the annotation of a GenBank genome assembly. NCBI's taxonomy places the organism in Eukaryota, Metazoa, Mollusca, Cephalopoda, Sepiida, Sepiidae.